UUUUCUCACCAAAGCUUACCAGGACUGAGAAACCAUUCUUCCAUGUUCCUGAGAUGUCUGAAAAUUCCCUCUCGAAGGGUUUGGUUAGUUGAGCGAGUGCUCUCCCACCACCACCCACCAGCCCAAGGCCAGGCCACCAUUCUCUACUUUUCCCCCCCUUUCUUCUCAGCCCGUCCCCUCUUCCUUUUUUGGCAGCCUUCCUCAGGUCCUCCUCACCACCGCGAAGGGAACUUGAUCUCCUCUCCCAGACGAGGAAGAGAAGGGGAGGAGGGAAGAUAUGGGCGGGCGGGUGGAUCACGAGUACUCGUACCUGUUCAAGAUGGUGCUGAUCGGGGACAGCGGCGUCGGCAAGUCCAACAUCCUCUCCCGCUUCACGCGCAACCACUUCUCCCUCGACUCCAAGUCCACCAUCGGCGUCGAGUUCGCCACCAAGUCCCUGCAGAUGGAGGGCAAAACAAUAAAGGCUCAGAUCUGGGACACAGCCGGCCAGGAGAGGUACCGUGCCAUUACGAGUGCGUACUACCGCGGCGCCGUGGGAGCCCUGCUUGUAUAUGACAUUACAAAGAGGCAGAGCUUUGACAAUGUUCACAGGUGGCUUCGUGAGCUCCGCGACCACGCUGACUCCAGCAUUGUGAUCAUGAUGGUCGGAAACAAGUCCGACCUGACACACCUGAGAGCCGUCUCGGAUGAUGAAGGCAAAGCAUUGGCUGAGAAGGAGGGCCUUUUCUUCCUGGAGACAUCAGCUAUGGAGGCUGUAAACGUGGAGGAAGCCUUCCACACUAUCAUCACGGAGGUCUAUGGCAUUGUCAACAGGAAAGCGCUGGCCGCCAAAGAAGCAGCAGCUGCAACAGCUCCACUGCCUUCCCAGGGCAAAACCAUAAGCAUUGACAGCACUGUGGGGAAUACAAAGAGGGCAUGCUGCUCUACUUAAGAUGUAAUCGUGCUUGAAACAUCAUAUUAUAGAGAAACUUAAGGGAGAAGUGUUGGUAUAAAGCGGAGCAUAGCGGUCUCAAAUGGUGUGGAGGCAAUAUCCACUCUUUUUGUUUCUCUGUUGCGUGAACUUACUGGAGUAUAUGGCUGCAGAUGCAGUGUUCAGUGUUUCUGAAUCAAAGUUAGAUGUGUGUAUUAGGAUUCAUUACAUUUAUGUUCUGAAAGUUACAUGGUACUGCAGUAUAUCUCAGGAUUAUAUAGUACAACUUAUAGAAUUCAAGUGUGAUUUUGUUA
This is a messenger RNA of Phragmites australis (common reed), 1224 nucleotides long. RefSeq names its product ras-related protein RGP2. The transcript has 2 exons. Gene Ontology annotation, cellular component: endosome. The record is from RefSeq and is a predicted model, not a curated record. Bases 278 to 931 code for a protein of 217 amino acids. Gene Ontology annotation, molecular function: GTP binding; GTPase activity. NCBI's taxonomy places the organism in Eukaryota, Viridiplantae, Streptophyta, Magnoliopsida, Poales, Poaceae.